AUGAGUGACAAUACCGCAGUUCUUCUGCAAGCGAUGCGAAUGGGUGGCUCUCUCCCACCGGAGAUUGUCGAUUACAUGUACCACAAUGGUGCGUUUCUGCUCUUCCUCGGCUUUCCACAAGCAUCUGAAUUCGGAAUCGAUUACAAGUCAUGGAAAACAGGCGAGAAAUUCAUGGGAUUGAAAAUGAUUCCUCCUGGUGUUCAUUUCGUAUACUGCAGUAUCAAAUCAGCACCAAGAAUCGGUUUCUUUCACAAUUUCAAAGCUGGAGAGAUUGUCGUUAAAAAGUGGAACAAUGAAACCGAAACAUUUGAAGAUGAGGAAGUUCCAGCAGAUCAAAUCACAGAGAAGAAGCGACAGCUGAAGACUAUGGACAACUCGUUGGCUCCAUAUCCAUACGAAAAUUAUCGUAGUUGGUAUGGUCUCACUGACUUUAUCACAGCUGCAACCGUCGAACGAAUUCACCCGGUUCUCGGUCGAAUCACUUCACAAGCAGAGCUUGUAAGUCUAGAAACAGAAUUCAUGGAGAAUGCCGAAAGAGAGCACAAAGAGACACAUUUCCGAAAUCGAGUCGAUCGAGAGAAUCCAGUUCGAACUCGAUUUGUUGAUCAGCACGGCCUUCCGAUUAUGAAAAUUCGUGAGGGAUACGAGAUUCGUUUUCAAGAAAUUCCAGCGCUAUCGGUCAGCACAAACCGGAUAGGCGUCGAAUACUCCGAUCGUCUGUAUCGUCUUCUUCGAGGACUUGGCGGUGAUUACAAACAACUGUUGGCUGAAAUGCAAAUCGCAUUCGUUUGUUUCUUGCAAGGUCAAGUGUUCGAAGGAUUCGAACAAUGGAAACGAAUCAUUCACCUUAUGUCGUGUUGUCCGAAUUCAUUAGGAUCUGAGAAAGAGUUGUUCAUGGCCUUUAUCAGAGUUCUCUUCUUUCAACUAAAAGAGUGUCCAACCGACUUCUUCGUCGACAUUGUCUCUCGUGACAAUUUCCUCACCACAACCCUCUCGAUGCUAUUCGCCAACGUUCGCGAGUCUGCUCAUGCUGGGGACGAGUUGAAGAAGAAGACUGCGCAGUUCAAGCAGUAUCUGACGAAUCAAUUCAAGUGGGAUUUCGAUUGUGAAUAA
Messenger RNA from Caenorhabditis remanei, 1113 nucleotides. RefSeq lists its product as uncharacterized. The record is from RefSeq and is a predicted model, not a curated record. The coding region runs from base 1 to 1113 and encodes 370 amino acids. Gene Ontology annotation, biological process: spliceosomal tri-snRNP complex assembly. The transcript is spliced from 4 exons. Lineage: Eukaryota; Metazoa; Nematoda; Chromadorea; Rhabditida; Rhabditidae.